AUGUCUCAUCUGGUUCUCCUCAUCAGCCUAAUCAUAGGCCUGCUGGGCAAUUUUUGUCUUGCGAGCCCAUCCCGAGCCCAUGCUGUGGCUGCAAGAACCCACAAACGCGCGGACUGUACUUCCACCCUCAUGGGGCUUGAGAAUAGUCUGUCUGCCGAUUGGAUCCUGGGUAAAAAGCCAACCGGACAGCGGGUCCGGGUAUCCUUGAGUGCCGACAAACAGCUUCUGCGUGUGCAAUACCCGACCUACAAGGAUUACCAGUAUGAAACGGUGAGUGUGUGGCUGGGGAUCGGGGCACCUACCGAUACCGCCCCCGGAAGCUACCCCUGGGGUUCGAACAAGAAAUCCCCUAAAUGCACGGUCUCAGGUACCACCGCAUCCUGCGAGAUCCCCCUGAGCGAGGCCUUGCCAAAUGUCAACCUGUGCCAGGACAAGCCCAUCAACAUUGUGACGCAUGCCAGCGUGAAAAGUCCCACGCUGGGCUCCGAAGGCGGGACGGGCGGUAGCCCGACGCAGUGCAUCAAGCUAUCCUGUAAUCCCUGGUUCACCUACUGGACCUUCCAGACGAAGUGCGGGUGCGAUAUUCCCGAUGACGGACAAUGGUGCGAUUUCGGCUCCGCGUUCGGUCAUUCAGCGUCCCCGCCAGGGGUUGCGUUGGAAUGCAACCCCCCGUGGGGAUGGUCGAACCAGAUCGACUCGGCCCCGCUCGGGGGCACGCUGUGGGUGGGCGCCCUCCCCAACUACAACGAUAUUAACGUGAACGCCGUCAAUGUGGGGCCCUUCGUGGCCUUUUUCGAGGGUGGACAGGUUCGUUUCAGGUACACCGUGGACGUCGAUUACAGAAUCACCGCAGUACAUGCCCAAGUUGCCUGUGGACCUUCCCUCAGCACGUGCUCACUGGACCAGUAUGCAAUCAAAAUCGACGGGUUGAUGGUUCAGGAGUAUGAGACCCCCUCAGUGUCUGUUGACUGCAACAAGCCGUAUAUCAUUGUGCAUGCCAGGAUCCAGAAAAAGAAAACAGAGGCUACAUGCCCUAGUCCCAGGAACACGGGUGCGCAUUAGGUUAUUUGGCUUGUCCGCAGGAGGCUGGAAGACUGCAAAGCGAGUCUCGAAGCAGAUCUUGGUAUUGCUGAGUGUUGCCGAGUAAGACCACCGAAACAAACAGGCGCCGUCCCUGGAAAAGUUCUACCGGAUUUGUCUUGACUCCGAUUCGGGUUCGAGCGGUCUUUGUACUUGUCAGCAACGGAGGCCGUUCUGUCUGGUUCCACGUUAUGCAUUUCUCGCUAUUUACUGAUCGCGCUUGUGAGGCAUGAAUGCGAGGCACAGUUCCCCACAAAAGCUAGCGGAG
This is a messenger RNA of Aspergillus uvarum CBS 121591, 1348 nucleotides long. RefSeq lists its product as uncharacterized. The transcript has a single exon. The record is from RefSeq and is a predicted model, not a curated record. The coding region runs from base 1 to 1062 and encodes 353 amino acids. Lineage: Eukaryota; Fungi; Ascomycota; Eurotiomycetes; Eurotiales; Aspergillaceae.